Messenger RNA from Anoplopoma fimbria (sablefish), 1232 nucleotides. RefSeq names its product derlin-2-like. Gene Ontology annotation, cellular component: Hrd1p ubiquitin ligase ERAD-L complex; endoplasmic reticulum membrane. The record is from RefSeq and is a predicted model, not a curated record. Lineage: Eukaryota; Metazoa; Chordata; Actinopteri; Perciformes; Anoplopomatidae. The transcript has 7 exons. Gene Ontology annotation, molecular function: misfolded protein binding; ubiquitin-specific protease binding. Gene Ontology annotation, biological process: endoplasmic reticulum unfolded protein response. Bases 1 to 696 code for a protein of 231 amino acids.
AUGGCUCUCAGCUUCACUCAGGAGUACUUUCAGAUCCCAGUGGUGACCCGAGCCUACACGACCGCCUGCGUCCUCACCACCGCCGCCGUGCAACUGGAGGUCAUCAGCCCCUUUCAGCUCUACUUUAACCCCGACCUCAUCAUCAGAAGAUAUCAGAUAUGGCGCCUGAUAACCAGCUUCCUCUUCUUUGGUUCUGUGGGAUUCAGUUUCCUGUUCAACAUCAUCUUUCUGUAUCGAUACUGUCGGAUGCUGGAGGAAGGAUGUUUCCGGGGAAGGACGGCGGAUUUUGUUUUCAUGUUCCUGUUUGGAGGAAUCGUUAUGACUCUGUUCGGUGUGUUCGCCAACGUCUUCUUCCUGGGUCAGGCCUUCAUCAUCAUGCUGGUCUACGUGUGGAGUAGAAGACAUCCGCUGGUCCACAUGAACUUCUUUGGCCUCCUGAACUUCCGGGCUCCGUUCCUCCCCUGGGUUCUCACCGGGUUCUCGCUUCUGCUCGGAAACUCAGUUGUGGUCGACCUCCUAGGUAUCAGUGUCGGUCACAUGUACUACUUCCUGGAAGACGUGUUUCCAAACCAGCCGGGAGGAAGGAAGCUGCUGACGACGCCGGAACUCCUACGGUCUUUGUUUGACCGACCAGAGGACCCAGACUACGACCUCCUCCACGACGAGCAGCAGGACGACGAUGAGCUGCACGACUAAAAGACACAAGAACCCCCGAAGGUCUGGAUAAAUCAGACGAGACAGGAAGAGGAGGAGGAGGAUCUGUGGAGCCCCGAGUCUUUGCAGAGGACAGUUUAGACGUAUAUGAACCGAACUGCAAGUCAGAAUCAUGAAUAUAUUAAUUCAUCACAUAUUGGACAGAAAGCAUUAUUUUUAAAAAACAAGCAAUGACACCAAAUUUCAAAGGAUUAUGGGUAUUUUAUUUUGUUUGCAUCCACGAUCAACAGGCCUGCCAACAGGUGGUGAUAGUGUGCCAAGAUCACAGUAUUGCACCAUUAAAGGAAGUGAAGAAGAAGACUGCUAGCAUGUAAACAUGGAUGUAAACAAUUCAGGUUUUGAACUGCACUCAACGGGUUUAUAAGAAAGAUAAAAUGGGAGUUACGAUUGUAACCACGGUUCUAUGAAUUCUUCCUGACUCUUCCAGAGUUGUCCAGUGCAAAAGCGACGUCAUUUGGCGGUCAGGAAGAUAUAAAACACUGACUGUAAACAGAAACUUUUAAAGGUCCACUUUAAGG